GAGACGCCCCGCCUACGGGAGUCAGAGGAGGCGGGGCGAGGACUGGGCCGGAAGCGGCGGGCGAAAACGGGAAGGGGCUUUUGCCGUGGUUCGGGCCGAAGGAAAGACAAUUUGGGCGCCGAGGCGGAAAGCUGCGGUAACUCAAGAAGAAAGUCCCAAUGGCAGAACUAUCAGCCCACUUUUCCCAGGUCCCGCGUGGGCAACUGAGAGAGAACGCUUCUGACAAUCAGCUGACCAAUACGAAUGUCAACAAUGAAAGACGACAACAGGAGAGUGGUGACCAGAGAGUGAACAAUCCUACUCCAGCAUCUAAUGGACAGCCACAGCCAAGGCCUCGACAAGUGGUGGAGCAAGAAGAGGAGGAGGAGGAAGAGCUGACACUGAAAUAUGGGGCCAAGCAUGUGAUCAUGCUCUUUGUGCCUGUCACAUUAUGUAUGGUAGUUGUGGUUGCAACCAUCAAGUCUGUCAGUUUCUACACGCGCAAGGAUGGGCAGCUAAUCUAUACUCCAUUUACAGAAGAUACAGAAACUGUUGGACAAAGAGCUCUGAAUUCUGUUCUCAAUGCUGCCAUCAUGAUUAGUGUCAUUGUUGUCAUGACUGUACUCCUGGUUGUGCUUUAUAAAUAUAGGUGCUAUAAGGUGAUCCAUGGUUGGCUCAUUGUUUCUUCUCUCUUUUUGCUUUUCUUUUUCUCAUUUAUUUACUUAGGGGAGGUUUUUAAGACCUAUAAUGUUGCCAUGGAUUACAUUACUGUGGCACUCAUGAUUUGGAACUUUGGUGUGGUCGGAAUGAUCUGCGUUCACUGGAAAGGCCCCCUCCGUCUUCAACAGGCCUACCUCAUCAUGAUAAGUGCUCUAAUGGCUUUGGUGUUUAUAAAGUAUCUUCCAGAAUGGACUGCUUGGCUCAUUUUGGCAGUAAUCUCAGUGUAUGAUCUGAUUGCAGUAUUGUCUCCCAAAGGGCCUCUUCGUAUGCUAGUAGAAACAGCUCAAGAAAGAAAUGAAACUUUGUUCCCAGCACUCAUUUACUCAUCAACAAUGAUAUGGCUAGUAAAUAUGGCUGAACAAGAUACUGAAGCCCAGAAGGGAGCAUCUAAAAAUGCCACUUACAGUCAGCAAGUUACAGUGAAUCAAAAUCAGAAUGCAGGUCCUGAGGUAGAUGAUGGAGGUUUCAACCCAGAAUGGGAGCAGCAACGAGACAACAGGAUUGGCCCAAUACAAUCCACCCGUGAAACACGAGCAGUGGUUCAGGCACUUCCCACUAAUUCCCUAGCAAGCGAGGAUCCAGAAGAGAGAGGAGUUAAGCUUGGCUUAGGAGAUUUCAUUUUCUACAGUGUUCUAGUUGGCAAAGCUUCAGCAACAGCCAGUGGAGACUGGAACACAACUUUAGCCUGUUUUGUAGCCAUUUUAAUUGGCCUGUGCCUUACCCUCUUGCUACUUGCCAUUUUUAAAAAGGCCUUACCAGCUCUUCCAAUUUCUAUCACUUUCGGGCUAGUUUUCUAUUUUGCCACAGAUAACUUGGUGCAGCCUUUUAUGGACGAAUUAGCUUACCAUCAAUUUUAUAUCUAGCACCUUUUCAGCUGAUCACCUGUGGACAUUUUAUUGAAUUUAGCAAAUACAGGAGGGAGAAACUAUCUUCCCGUCAUUUCCUAAAACAGCUGCUAUGCUGGGCAUUACUGGAUUCUUCUUUGUAAAAAUGGUCUCUUCACCAGUGGGUUUUCUGCCAUUUGACUGCAGUCAGUUACAUCUCUUUAAAAGAACAGUCUGUAGAAAAGAUGCCAAUGCCUGGGGUUCCACUUUGCACCAAUCAAGAAUGCUGAGGGUUCAUCCACUGUUAAGCGGUAUGAUGAUUAAUCAAGCUGAACUGCCUGAUAAGUGAGUGUGAUGCCAUAACAGGAACUAUCAGCGCUUGUAGCCUGAGGCCACUCGGAGAAGAGCAAUUGGAACGAAAGAAUAUUAUCUUGUUUAAAGGGAAAAAUCAAGCAAAUAACGUCUUGCACUUUUUGUUAGGUUUUUUUUUCUUUCCAAUUUUAAUUGUCAUACUUGCAGAACAGUCUAUAUGCUCCUUGCCAGAUCAACACAGAACACACACACAGAUUCUUCUGCCCAAAAAUUCUGGGAAUUUGGGGUACAGUAGACAUAUCCUGGGAUUCUUUGUGUAAAAACAAAAUCUCAUUUCUUAUUAAGCUAUGUAAUCUAUUUCUAGACAUUUCCCCUUCCCUAAAAUAUGUUGAAUAUUCAUUCAGCUUUCAAGAGAGUUUUAUAAUUUAUUCCAACAAGGAGGUAAGAAACUAAAAACUAUGAAACAGCAACAGAAAAUUGCAAUGAAAUCUUGGGGCUUUUUUAAAAAAAUAAAACAAAACCCGACUUCAUCUUUUGUUCUGAAUUUUUUUUAUAUAUAAUUCCUUGGGACCAUUUUAUAAGAAAUGUAUAUAUAUAUAUAUAUAUGCAUAUGUAUUGCAAUAUAAAAUUAAAAAAGAAUGAUACAUACUAUUAACUGUCUCCCUCCCAGACUGCAAUAAAGCAAUCUUGUUCGAAUGAAAAAUACAUCUCAAUUGAACAUACAUAUGAAUUUGUUGAAUACAUUCUAUAAUUAUUAGAACCUAGCUUAGCCUUGCUCAAAAAAACACUCAGAAAAAUUGUGGGGCGGGGGAGGUGGCGCAGGAGGAGUAACUUAAUUUUACUGUACAUGUAUUUUCUGUUCAAAAUAUCAUUCCAGAAAUUUCCUAAUGGGGAUCUCUGUUGAAUGUACCCCUUUAUUCAAACACCCAAAACAACCGUCAGCAAUGGGGUGCUUCCCUUGGAACCCCAUUGUAUAUAUUACCUUUCCUUAUUCAUCACAUGUUGAAAAUGUCAUCUUUUAGGAUUCAGAGGAAAUUGGAGCAUUUCUAUAUACCUGCCUAGCUUGUCCUAAACCACUGAAUAGUAUCCAGCUACCUAUUACAUUCAGUCAGUGAAAUGAAAUUUAUCCCUACACACACACACACACACACAGUUAUUAUUUUGUUUAUACUGAUACUUGAGCGUCUUUCUUUGGUUUGUGAAGCUGAGAUUGUAAAUAUAUAAGACUACCAAAGAAGUCUGCCGAAGUCUGGUACUACUGUUGAGCUCAUCCAAGCACUGUUAUUGGCAUUACAAGUCUGCAGUGCAUCUGCUGAUAGUUUUAUUCCAGAGAUCAUUUGAACCUGAUAAUCAUACAGGUCACUUGUUAUCCACCAAUCUAACACUUCAGUCUGCCAUUACAGAAGUCAAUAUAAGCUUUCCAUGAAUUUCAAAGACCCUUUAAAAAAACAUUUAUAAUAAAAGUAGGAGUCUUCACUGACUUACUGAGCCAUUUUUAGAUCCUAAUUCUUAAUGUAUGAAAACUGGCCAUUUCCCGAACAUAUUGUAAUGUCUUCUUUGGAAUUUCUAGAACAUUUCCUGGGAAUUUUUAAUAACUGUAUUUCCAACACUUUUGAAAGGCAUCAGGUAGAUUGUACAGGCAUCUCUGGAUUGCAACAACAGCAUAUACUGCAAACACAGGCUCCUGUGAUAGAACACUUCUUUGUGCAAAUUGUUCUUUAUAUUUAGGAAAGUAGUCAUUUAGGGCAGAAUUGCCUCUUCUGGGCACAUUCAUUUAAGUGAAGGAAUGGAGUAUUCUGCCUUCCAAGCCCACACAUGUCGUAUCAGAUUUUGCAGAUGAGAGUUUGAGAAUUGAAUCAUGGUCAUAAAACGUGUAAUGAUUCUACAGAAAUAUGAACAUGCGUCUGCUUUACCCCAAAUUACAAGAGCCAGUGGUUCUUAAUGAACGUAAUCAACAAUUAAAUACACCAAGUAUUCUCUGUGGGUUUUGAGCAUGCAUCUAAGAAAUGCAAACAGAUUCAGAAAAAAAGCAUGCUUGUUGCAAGAUGUUAAUUAGACUAGACUCAAAAGCAACCAGUUUGGAGAUUUAGCAAGCAUUAACUUGGUUAUAAAUAAUUAUGACUCAAUUCUAAGCUUCCUGGAAAUCAGUUUAACUCUAGGCAGCUAUAACUUGAACACCCUUCAAUACUUUCUGAAAAGUAAACUCAAUAUGGAGAUACUGUGUUGAUCAGGCCCAUAAGAGUUGCUUUAAGAAUCCCUUAAUACAGGAUAAGUUCUGUUACCAUCAAAUUGAUUCUGAUUGUUAUGGACUAUUUAACGGAAGCUUGCAAGUCAAAAAGUUUAAAAAGUUAUAACAUGAAAGUGAAAUUCUUGUACUUUUUUUUUCAUUAGGCUUUAGAGAGAUUGUAAAUGAAAACUAAGUUACUAUCUAUAGCAGAAUUUGAAAUGUCCUAAUUUUCACUAAUAUUUGAUGUGGUGUAUUCAAAUGCUAGUAAUUACCUAACUUCUAAGGGCUGCAGUAAGCUGAAAAAGCAGAAUAUUUUAGUAUAAAGCAUAAUUUGGAUGUCUUCACAAGGGAUGUCCCAGCUGAGAUUCUAUUGUACAUGUUGCUGAUGCAGCAUGAAAAAUAUUACAGUACCAUUAGGAAAAGAUUUUUAGCAAGGAUACUCGAAGGCAGAUCACUUUAAUUAAUAAAUUAUUUUUGCAGUGAUGCCUAAAGAUCAUCUACAAGAAAUCCAUAGCACACGAACCUGUACAGAGGGGUGAUUUUGUCUAGUAUAACAUGUUUACAAGUAAGAAUAAUGGAAAUGCAAUAGAAUUGGAUUUUUAGUCCUUUUUAUUUUAGUUUUUUGAGACACUGAUUUAUUGAUUAUAUAAAAUGAAUGUGAAUAAGCUUUUUAAAAAUAUCUUUUCAAGAUAUAAUUUUGACAAGUUGUUGCUAUUUACCUUGUAUUUAUCAAUUAUUAAUAAAUAACGCAUGGAUCCAA
Molecule: messenger RNA, 4822 nt
Organism: Crotalus tigris (Tiger rattlesnake)
Lineage: Eukaryota; Metazoa; Chordata; Lepidosauria; Squamata; Viperidae
Gene: PSEN1
Product: presenilin 1
Exons: 11
Coding region: 159-1562 (467 amino acids)
Biological process (GO): protein processing; amyloid precursor protein catabolic process; calcium ion transport
Cellular component (GO): apical plasma membrane; dendritic shaft; neuronal cell body
Molecular function (GO): cadherin binding; beta-catenin binding; aspartic endopeptidase activity, intramembrane cleaving
Source: RefSeq, a predicted model, not a curated record